AACCAAGCUACCAUAACUCCUUGGACCUCAACUCAUCACAAUGGGCGCGGCCAGGCCUUCCUACGGAAAGCGAGAACCUAAGCAGGAAAAGCUAUCAAGUGAACAACCCGUUCCGCCGAGCCGAUUCCAGCACUUUCUCAGCCCGCUUUUUGGAUGAUCGACCCUAAAAUUGAGAAGAGUGCAAUUCGCCCCAAUUUGACCGACGCCUUGUCCCUGCUGCGCCAGCCGAACCUCACAGGGGGAUUCCGGAGGUGGGGGUGGGGCAACCUCGGGCCCCAAUGGUUUAUUUUGGGUCUCGAUAUUGUUCUCCGCGAACGGGUCUUCUGAGGGGCGAUUCAUGGAUGGUUUGGUAGCUACUUGCGAAUCUGUAUUAGCUAGGUAGUGCUCGAACAUUAACCCUACAGUAAUUCAGUGAUGCAUAAUGGGUGGAGGGACGGGGGGGUGAUGUUGUGGGGGCUGUGGAGUGCCGUACGAGCAGUGGGCAGCCCAUCUAUCCUGCGAGGUGGCUAGGCUGGGAACCCUUUCUGAACCGGGACCACAGCACCGUAUGUAAGCUUGCUGUGAUAGCUCGUCUGGGUGCUGAUCCUAAAAGAGAGGAGAAAGUAGAUCCCGUAUGAUACCCCCCGUAUUAACGUAUCUUAUCCAAAUGAAUCCUUCCUAUACCGUAUUAUCUCAUUCCCACUACCUUCUCCCGCUCUCAGGCUCAGGGCAUAAGUCUCAGAGAAUAGAACAAAAAAAAGAACACCCCUUGGUUCCUUCUCGGUGUAACUACAGCGGAUCAAAGCAGACCGAUCACACGCUCCCCGAAUAUUUCUCCCAAUCACAAACUCUGACUCGAUUCUUUUUAAGUUAUCACCACAUCUUAUCUAUCAUCAUCUCUUGGCAUCAUCGGGCCGUCGCUCCAUCCGUCCUUGCGGCUCAAAAAGAAGGGGAGAAGAAAAAAAUAUUCCCGGAUUUUUUAUCCCCAACCCCUGCAGCACCACCACCAACGUCCCAACCCGCCUCAUGCUCAUCGCUCACCCACUAUAGCUGGACUGCUAACCUUGGCCAACCUUUAGCCAAUGCCCGCCGCCACAAACCGCCGAAAUGUAUCUCCCCAUGUAAUGGAAUAUUCCCGCUCGAUCCCAACUAACAGACACCUAGAUUGUCGGCGUCAACGCUGAAACAGUAACCAAUGUCUCCUCAACCGACUUUCCCGGCCACUGGCCCGGCGAAGACCACUCAUGGAGUGUCAAGCAUUUCCGAAGAGUCCUCCCCCCCCGCGCCCCAUACCUCCCCCGUUACUAAUGCCAGGAAGCAGACAUUCAAAGUUAAAUUCUAUCGCAACACCCCACUCCUCUCCCAGUUCGACCUAAUCCACACCGAUGCCGCAAUCGCAAACACCCUCCGUAGGAUCAUGAUCGCCGAGGUGCCAACACUCGCGAUCGAAAGUGUCUACGUCAGUAACAAUACUUCAAUAAUUCAAGAUGAAGUUCUAGCACACAGAUUGGGCCUCAUUCCGCUGCGCGGGGAUAAAGAUGCGCUUAAGGGGCUGUCUUGGUACCUGCGUAAUCACCCCUCUUUACAAUGUCUUCCCCCAGAAGUUAACAGUAACUGAUGUGUGUGCACGCGAACCAUAGGCGGCGAGGAUGCCACUCCCCGCGAACCAACUGACGAGGACACCAUUGUUCUGCACCUCAAAAAGACCUGUGAGCGCAAUCCCGAUGCGAAAAAGACAGACACGGACCCCGACAAACUCUACAUAAACCACAACGUCUACGCCUCGGACAUGGUCUUCGAACCUGCCGGUCGCCAGAUCAAGUCCUUCGCGCGCGACCCCGUCCGCGCCGCCAAUCCCGACGUCCUCAUUGCGAAACUUCGACCCGGGCAGGAGGUCGAUUUGACCAUGCAUUGCGUUAAGGGGAUCGGCCAGGACCAUGCCAAAUUCUCCCCUGUGGCUACCGCGAGUUACAGGCUUUUGCCGGAUAUCAGGAUCAAGAAACCGAUCCGCGGUAAGGCCGCGGAAAGGUUUGCUGCUUGUUUUCCUAAAGGCGUGAUUGCUGUCCGGGAGGGGAGGGACGGAGAGAAGGAGGCAGUCGUGGAUAAUGCCAGGAAUGACACUGUUUCCCGGGAGGUAUUAAGGCAUGAUGAAUUUAGGGGGAUGGUGGAGUUGGGGAGGGUUAGGGAUCACUUUAUAUGUAGGCUCUUCAGUGUCUUCCGUGAGUGGGAGCGGAUGCUAAUGGAUUGGCUGGGGUGAGCAGUUUCAGUGGAGUCAACCGGACAAUUUGAUGCGGACGAGAUAUUCCUUUCUGCAGUCGGGACGUUAAAAGCAAAGACGAUUAACCUUAAGAGAGAUAUCUACAAGAUGCUGCAAAAGCAAGCACUUGACGCAAAGCGCGCGAGGGAAGCCGAAAACCCGGACGUGGAUGAAGGGGAUGCAAUGGACACUCAAUAAACCCUUAUUCUAUGCUUGCUCUUUAUUUCCUCUUUUUCCUCUAUCAUACCUUACCGGUACAC
Tuber aestivum (summer truffle) is the source of this 2496-nucleotide messenger RNA. The record is from the annotation of a GenBank genome assembly. NCBI's taxonomy places the organism in Eukaryota, Fungi, Ascomycota, Pezizomycetes, Pezizales, Tuberaceae.